UUUUCGUAAACGAAAUUUUAUAGUAUUCAGUCAUACAGUAAUCUGAUACUGGUGUGUGCAGCACUAACGUGACUGUUGCUUUAUUAUUAUUGCACGUCAGUAUUAUUUCUGCUCUUUCGCUGUAACAGGUUCUUCCACCCACCUUUAAUCUCUAGUGUAUUUCUAUACUUGAAUGAAGACUGCAAGGUUGUAAGUGGUCAUGGGCAAGAGCUGUAAGGUGGUGGUGUGUGGUCAGGGAUCCGUGGGGAAAACCGCGCUUCUGGAGCAGUUACUGUACGCCAACCAUGUCGCAGGUUCAGAGACCAUGGAGACACUGGAGGACAUUUACAUCGGGUCUGUGGAAACGGACCGCGGCACCCGAGAGCAGCUGCGCUUUUACGACACGCGCGGGCUGCGCGAGGCUCUCGAGUUUCCGCGGCACUACUUCACUUUCGCUGACGGCUUCGUGCUCGUCUACAGCAUCGACAGCAAAGAGUCCUUCAAACGCGUAGAGGCUCUGAAGAAAGACAUCGACCGCUGCCGGGACAAAAAAGAGGUGACUGUUGUUGUUGUGGGUAAUAAGUUGGACCUGCAGGAUCAGAGGAGGGUGGACAGCGAGGCGGCUCAGCAGUGGGCUCGGCAGGAGAAGGUCCGGCUGUGGGAGGUCUCUGUGACCGACAGACGGACGCUCAUCGAGCCCUUUGUCCAUCUGGCCAGCAAAAUGACCCAGCCUCAGAGCAAAACCACCUUCCCACUCAGCCGCAACAAGAACAAGGCCAGCGGCUCUCUGGACAGCUAGAGAUGGAGAAGAUAGCAAUAGCCCUAACAGAGUAACAUAAAGAUAUGUUAGAAGAGAGAUGCCAGGAACAGAUGCUCGAUUUGAUAUCUUUUGAAACAUUUGACAUUGGAGUGCCAUUGUAAGUUUAGCACACCGUAUGAAGAUACUGCAUUAUUGAAGUUUUAUAUUCUUAAGCAUACAGGAUAGAAUCCAUGUGUUUCUGUGACAUAUUUCUCUCAUGCUUAUCUCGAAGCAGUUGACUGACAAAAAAUACUGCUUUUACACUUAAAUAUAUAGUGACAUUUGUGCCAUGAUGACUACUCUUUUGUGACGUCAACUUGACAGAAGAUUGUCUUAAUUUAGUUAAGCGGACUGCAUGGAUGAUUUACUUAUUUCUAUUUGUUUCUAUUUUGUCAGACACAUUCCUAUUCAAAUGUUUACUGAUUUAUUCCAUAAGAACACCUAAGUGUAAUUAGUUUGAGUUUGUUUGAUUGUGAGUGAGUUCACCACUGUGCCAUUAUAGUUUUUACCCCGAUGACUGUAUUUCAUGAAUAUUCAGUCAUAUUGUGUAAUGUUAGCUUUCAAUUGCGAACAUAAAUUAUAGAUUUCUGUUCUUUUUAUAUGGAAAAAUAUGACUUAUGAAGAUUUGACUCUUAUUUUUAGCUGAGAUUGCUUUUAAAUACAUUUUGACAUUAGUUUGUUUAAAAGCAUUUUUGUCUGAAACAAAGACCGUGCGAGCAGCUUUUUAAUAUCUUAAUAAAGCUGCUUGGCUGCAA
Molecule: messenger RNA, 1533 nt
Organism: Carassius auratus (goldfish)
Lineage: Eukaryota; Metazoa; Chordata; Actinopteri; Cypriniformes; Cyprinidae
Product: NF-kappa-B inhibitor-interacting Ras-like protein 2
Exons: 3
Coding region: 200-778 (192 amino acids)
Biological process (GO): negative regulation of canonical NF-kappaB signal transduction; Ral protein signal transduction
Molecular function (GO): GTPase activity; GTPase activating protein binding; GTP binding
Source: RefSeq, a predicted model, not a curated record